CGCUCGAUGUUAUCGCGCCUGCGCUGUGUUCCCCUCGAAAAGAGCAGGUUACAACACAGCACAAAGCGCGACUAGCUGUGAUGUCUCGUGCCGACAUUUCUGGACGUUGAUGUCUUGCGGAACCGAGUUAAAAUCUUACAAAGCUUCCUUUGAUAUUAUUUUUUGAGCUGAGCAUGUGAUUGAAUUUCGGUAUCGCAAUAAUACAUAAUCUUAAAGUAGUGUUAUUUUUGUGUAUAUUCUCUGCACCAAAAUGUACAAAACGGUUAGACAUGGCGAAAACAGUUUACAAUAUACCAUUCUCCCUCAAACGGAAGAAGUGUUAAAUAACAGCGGCUUAAAAGGGAAAGGUCGGGACUAUAGCCCAUCCAUCCACAUUCGAAGAUCGCGUAGGAAAUCUACAGUGAAAUAUGUCUUCUUGGUAAUUUUCGGUGUGAUAAUAGCGUUAGGGCUGGCAGCAGUUCCGCUUUACAUAUUGAACGGUGCGCUGUACGCUCGAAGAACACAACAAGAGCAUCGUGAUAUGGUCACUAUAUCUCCAAAUGCACCGGCCGGCAGAGAAAUGGCAAAAUCGCGAAAGAAAGAUCUUAAAGUGCUACCGCAAGUGAUCUCUACUCUAAUGGCAAAACCAGAAUUAGACACGUCAACAAUCGUCUCCACUACUUCCUCUACUGGAGCCGGUGAAAGAGCUACCACUCCGCCUUGGACAAUGCCUGCUUUAAGGUCUUGGAAGAGUUCAACGUCUUCAUCAACCGUUCUGCCAGUAGCCUCUGCGAAACAUGACCCGACGCAGCCGGCUGCAACAACUUCCAGUGAUAUCAGUAUGUUACCUAAUACAAUUUCAAUGAAAACUUGGGAGAAGGAUAUAAUAAUACGACCAACUAUCACAGCUGAACCAUUUACACUUAGUAACUUAGUUAGGGACUACACGCAAACAUUUAAGCCAACCGAAAAGCAAUCCACACAGAGUGUUAAAAUGUUUGAUGAUGUUCUUAUUUCAACCAAAACAACUUUAAUGCGAUCACCGGUAACUUCAGAGUUUCCUGCAACUACUGAAAUAUCGAGUUUGGAUGAUUUAAAGGACACGAUGUUAUCUGUAGAUGAUGACGAGGAAUUUAAAGAAUCUUUAGAAGUUGACGAAGUUUUUUCGUUACCACCCCUAAAGCCUGGUGCCGAUCCUGCAGCGUCAAAUUCUGAUGAAAUCACCGUAUCUAAAGCUAACGAAGACAAUUGGUAUGGAGCCAGGUGGCCUUUCGUGGACCCUUCUUCGUACUUCCAAUGGACGAGCUACUCUCCCGGAGACAACCUGCUGUUGCCGCUGCUGAUGGCGGCACUUACUUCCCUCACGUUGGUUAUGCUGCUCGCGUUGGCAGCAAAGCGACGCAAACGCACUAACGUGGCAUCGUCGCAGAUUGGGUUAACUGCAGACCUUCAGGAUGUAAACACUAAUCUUCUGACAGCCGAAGUAGUAGAGGACGCUGAGGAAUAGAUCCCAAACCUCACCUAUGCCUUUGGCUUAACAGGACGAAAAAUAAAUUGUGUACAUUUUGACAACAGUUUUCGAUACGUUUUUUUGCAGAUUAAAGUUAAGAAAGCAAUAGUAGCCUAACAGUUUUGACAACUGUUCUGUUCUUAAGAGUUAAAUCGCAACGAAUACUUUUAUGGGUGGGGCGUAAUGUAAGCCCAUUUGAGCACGUACCACCAGACAGUCAAUUUCUGCCGUAAUGGAGCCGUGAGUUCCAGUUAUAAAUGUGGUACAACAGUUAUAGGUACAAUGGCAAUUUCGACCUCACCUCUGAAGAGGGUUGACAACCCCGUUGUUAUAAUUAAGGGCUUCGUUAACCACUUAUUACCUAUCACUAUCCAGUCAAAUUGUACACAACUAUACAAACGCACUUAGUUUUGAUUUAGCAGCCAUAGUUUGCGAAUUAAAAACGGAAUCCAAAAAGUUGUCUGCGUUAUUUCUAACUGGUCACACACAUAUUAAACUUUCAGUGCCUAUCAUUUGUAAAUACAACAAGGUCGGUCGAUGCAAGACCGUAAAUUAUAAUUAUCCCAUAUUCAGAGAUACGAUAUAAUGUUAUAGUUAAAACGUAUUUUUAAAGCGUAUUAGAUAAUCGACUGUAUUAUUACACGUGUCAAAUGCCAAUGUUGCUAAAAUUUUAUUUUUGGUACAAUAAUAAUAAUAAUACAUAAUUGUAGUCUAUGUAUUUUACUAAAAAUAAUUCGUUACUAUUUCUAACGUGUAUUUUUUGUGCACAUACGAGCUUCGUAGUAAUACUUCGUGCAUUUAUUAGCUUGAAAUGCAAAUUAAAUAAUAAUUAAAGUAUAUAUCAUAUCUCUGAAGAUAAAUAAUUUAUAGCACGACUCGUCAGUAUUAAAAAUACCUGUGGUAUUUCAAAUUAACAACGUAAAUAUAUUUUAUUUUUGUGUAUGUAUCGAUAGGUUAAGUACUACAUGUAUCUGAAUUAUUAUUAAAAAAUAAAUAUAUACCUUUUAUCAUCGGUAAAACAUAUUCAUACAUUUCAUAACUUUAUAACAUAGUUAAGACUGAUCUAGUAACGCGUUUUAGUGUUUGUUGGUAGGUUUUUUUUUUCUUAGUUUCGAGAAUGGUUCGCUUUCGUUUGGAACGGCACUACUGUACUGUAAUCCUUACAUGUACCCGUGAGUGCUGAGUAUGUUUCAUAUGCUUACGAUUAUAAUGGGCGUGUUUUAUAUAAAUGUUAGUCUAACGAGUGUAUGAUAUGUAUGAAGGGUCUCGGAAAGAAUAGCUAGAAAUAAAUUGUGAUAGUGAGGCGACACGGUGAAAUGAAUGUUAAUAUUGAUUCGAACCAUGAUGGUGAAUUCUCGAAUCCGCUUCUAACGCCAUCUUAAACUACGAGCAAUAGUAAUAAAUUCUCAAAAUCGAUUCCACUGGUUUGGAGAUAAAAAUCACACUCUGUAUUAAUCCACAAAAAGAUUCCUACCGAUUAAUUAUUGGAAAAUAAUAACUACGGCCAAGAAAAGACUUCAAAUUGAAUCGAUAAUCGACCUUUCUUUCAAUUUUCAAAUUCUAUCUGACAUUUGACAUCAUUUGAAGAAUACAGGGUGUAACAUUUUUUUUUUAAUUUAAUCUAGACACUGACUAUAAAAUACACCAAACUGUUGAAAAAAGUAGCAUCAUUGUUCUUAUUUGAAAAUAUGGUAAACAAUAACGUUCUGAUCACAUUCUUUCUAAUCGUGUCUCUUAAACUCGUAGCCGGAGGUUCCCU
This is a messenger RNA of Bombyx mandarina (wild silkworm), 3248 nucleotides long. RefSeq lists its product as uncharacterized. The record is from RefSeq and is a predicted model, not a curated record. Lineage: Eukaryota; Metazoa; Arthropoda; Insecta; Lepidoptera; Bombycidae.